ACAUGUUUUCCGUGACUCUGCGGUAUGCUAAGCCGAAGAUCUAUAAUUUCGCGGAGCUUUUGGAGUGUUUGAUAACGGCAACUGUAGGAUGCCCGCCAAACGCCAGUAGUUAAAGCUGCGCUGCCGCUGCCAAGAGCGAAUACAUGGGGCGUAUAACGAGUUUCCGACCCCUUGCCGGCUGAUCAAGCGAAAGAGCUGAAGCUGAGUGACGUGUUCCACGAGUUACACCUAGGCGUUCCACGUUGGCGUUCUUCUUCUCUGCCUUCAACGCUUCAUAUCACGAAAGCUCCAGCAGCCGACGUGUUAGACUCGUAGACCUGCUUUUCGACGACGGUCUACAACACUCCCAACUGUUUUUAUACAAAACACCUGGUGAAAAUGCAGAGGCGGAAACCUGCGUGUCAGAUAAUAGAUGGAGUUCCGAGGUGCGUGAAUGUGAACCCCGAUUUAUUAAGAGAAGGUCCCAGGUUCAGAGCAAAGAAAGGAGACGUCGUGCUCACAACGUUUCCGAAGAGUGGAACGCAUUGGCUCAUGUACAUCACGCAGUUCCUUCUCAGAAAUGGAGAAGAGAUGACAACGUACCAGGAAUUCACCAAAGAAUGGCGCUUCCUGGAGUACACGGACAUCAAGGACUUCAGAUCGUCUCUACCCCUGAGGACCUUCGCUACACACUUGUUGUUGACAAGCGAGAUAUAACGGAGGAAGCUAAGUACGUCUACCUCGCGCGCAAUCCGUGGGACGUGUGCGUCUCCUUCUACCACAUGAUGACCAACAUGAGCACUUUCGACUUCCGAGAGGGAACGUUCGAAGAUUUCGUCGACACAUUUUUAAGGGGCAAUUUCGGCUACGGUGACUACUUCGAACACGUGGCUUGGGGCUAUGCUCUGAGGGAGAAACCGAACGUACUCUUCCUGACUUACGAGGAGCUAAAGAAAAACACCCGCAAGGUUGUGCUGAGGCUGGCGUAUUUCUUGGGGGAGUGGUGCGGUCACUGUUUGGAGGAAGAUGAAAUCUUACUCCAAAAACUUCUCGAGAAAUUGCAGCCAGAGUAUAUGCGCAACGUGGUGGUGGUUGACCUGAAAGGUGAUGGUAACCCCCAAUGGGACGUUGCACUUUCGCGCUGAGGUCACCUGCAUAGAAGGUCACGAAGGAGACAAGCACAGGUACGCGCUCGUCAGAACUGGCAAAACCGGAAGCUGGAAGGAAUACUUCACGGCCGAUCUCUUAAGAAAAAUGGAGAAUAGAAUUCUGGAGGCGGAGAAGCAAUCUUCUUGUAUGUGCUUGUGGAAAGACAUUCGAGCCGAAGCAAUCAGAGCUAUACAGAAUGCCCAAUAAACACACCUUGUGUGGCACAUUUA
Rhipicephalus microplus (southern cattle tick) is the source of this 1358-nucleotide messenger RNA. RefSeq names its product sulfotransferase 2A8. Gene Ontology annotation, molecular function: sulfotransferase activity. NCBI's taxonomy places the organism in Eukaryota, Metazoa, Arthropoda, Arachnida, Ixodida, Ixodidae. The record is from RefSeq and is a predicted model, not a curated record.